Molecule: messenger RNA, 4107 nt
Organism: Aedes albopictus (Asian tiger mosquito)
Lineage: Eukaryota; Metazoa; Arthropoda; Insecta; Diptera; Culicidae
Exons: 1
Coding region: 1-4107 (1368 amino acids)
Biological process (GO): DNA integration
Molecular function (GO): nucleic acid binding
Source: RefSeq, a predicted model, not a curated record
AUGAGACCCGGUUCGUCGCCGUCGGGAGGCCAAACCAAGUCGUUCGCUUCUCCGCCGUCGGUUACAUCGUCAGGUUCCGCUCAUGGGUCUUCGCCGGUGACGAGCUGCUCAGCAGUCACCCCCUCGUCCACAUUCGCUAAACGGAUGAACUCUACGAUCUUCAUGCUCACAGCCUACGUGAGGGUUCGUGACAUUGAUGGAAACUACUCCUUAGCUCGCGCUCUUUUGGAUUCAGCAUCCGAGCGAAACUUUGUGACCGAAAAUCUCGCUCAACGAUUGCGUCUCAAGCGAGAAAAAUUAGACGUCGAUGUGUACGGAAUUGGCAACAGCGUACAGCAUGUCUCUCAAUCGGUUUCGGUCAACCUGUCUUCUCGAGUAGGUUCCUUUAGCGCUAGCAUCGACUUCCUAGUGCUUCCCAGCUUGACCCGAAUCUUGCCCUCCACAAACGUGGACAUUUCGAACUGGAUAGUACCUCGAAACCUCCCAUUAGCAGAUCCCAAAUUUAACGUCCCCCACGGCAUCGAUAUGAUUAUUGGCAUACAAUGGUUCUUCACACUACUGAAAGAUGAUCAAAUCUCUUUGGGUCCCCAGCUCCCUAUACUACGCAAAACAGUAUUUGGAUACGCUGUAGCUGGUGAUCAUGCGACCACCGAGCCAAUCAAAACAGUCGUGUGUAAUGCAGCGCUCACGAUCGACAAGCUGACUGCCGCAGUGCAAAGAUUCUGGGAGGUAGAAAGUUUUGAGGAAGGGAAAGCAUUGUCGCUGGAGGAACAGUAUUGCGAAGACCAUUUUGGAAGCACCCACACAAGAGCCCCUGACGGUCGGUACGUUGUUCGAUUGCCGAUUCGCGAAGAAAUGUUGUCGGAACUCGGAGAGUCGUUACCAGUCGCUCAUCGAAGGUUCCAAGCAAUGGAGAGGAAAUUUCUCACCAACACAAGGCUACAUAGUGACUACACUCAGUUCAUGGAAGAGUAUGAGUCGCUCGGACACAUGGAAGUGGUCAAACCCGAUCUGUCCACUCCACACUUCUUCCUCCCGCACCAUGCGAUCAUUCAACCGGACAGCCCGACGACCAAGACCCGAGUCGUUUUUGAUGGGUCGUGUCGGUCUGCAAACAAUCUCUCGCUCAACGAUAUUUGCUACGUAGGUCCAACUGUUCAACCACCCCUUCUCGCAACGAGUAUGAAUUUUCGCAUGACCAAGUACGUUAUCACCGCCGAUGCCGGAAAAAUGUACAGGCAGAUCUGGGUACACGACUCCGAUCGUGCUCUGCAGCAAAUUGUGUGGAGAAAGUAUAAGAGCCAAGAGCUGAGAGCCUACCAACUCAACACUGUGACCUACGGUACAGCAUGUGCGCCGUUUCUCGCAACUCGCGUUUUGAACCAACUUGCUGAUGAUGAGAAGGAGAAGUUCCCGUUGGCAGCAACACUGGUGAAGCGUUCAUUCUAUGUCGAUGAUUGCUUGGCUGGAGAUGACGACAAGCACCGAAUGAUGGAUAGUUGUGACCAGCUGAUAGGAUUACUCGCAUCUGGUGGCUUCGUUCUGAGAAAAUGGAGCUCUAACGAUCCCGAAAUUCUCUCUCGUAUCCCCGAAAAUCUCAGGGACAAUCGUGACGACCUAGAAAUUGACAAAUCGUGCUCGGUCAAAACACUAGGUCUGCUCUGGCACCCUCAAAUUGAUUGCUUCGGAUUUAAGGUGCCAAAACUCUCGUCGUCAGAACCGGUCACGAAGCGGAUUGCCUUGUCCGAAAUGUCCAGACUAUUCGAUCCCAUGGGCCUAGUGGGAUCAGUGAUUGUAUCCGCGAAAAUCUUUCUGCAGUCACUUUGGUCCAAUUCGUUCACUUGGGACAGCGUGUUGCCGCAGGAGUACCAGGACUGGUGGAAAUCGUUUAGGAAGGAAAUCGAGACUUUGUCCUCCCUAAAAGUUCCAAGAAAAGUUCUGAUCGAUAAUUUCGUCCACGUCGAGUUGCAUUGUUUUGCAGAUGCAUCCGACAAAGCAUACGGAUGUUGCCUUUAUGUGAAAUCUAUCGAUAGAUGUGGAAAAUCGGCUUGCAAUCUCCUCAUCUCGAAGUCCAGAGUAUCCCCCCUAACACGACAAUCAACACCUCGUCUCGAACUGUGUGCAGCUGUGAUGGCAGCACAGCUAGCUGAUAGCGUGAAAAAAUCAAUCGACCUGUCCUGUUCCACCACAUUCUGGUCAGACUCAAGCAUAGUGCUUCAUUGGAUCGCAUCAUCGUCAUCGUCUUGGAAAGUGUACGUCUCCAAUCGCAUCGCUGAAAUUCAUCGGCUCACUCGUGGGAGUGAAUGGCGUCAUGUGCCGUCAGUAGCGAACCCAGCAGAUCGCGUCUCGCGUGGAGUUCCUGCCUCUCUCGUCGUCAACGAUCAAAUUUGGUGGCAUGGGCCAUCGUUCUUAGCAGCUGAGAGGAACCGUUGGCCAGAGAAUAUCAUCGAGCUUUCUCCACUCCACCUCCGUGCAAGAGAGGAAGAAGUUCGGCAAACCGUUUCGUUGGUUACAACCUCGCCGCCCAUGGCAAUUUCGCUCAUCAAAAAACAUUCGACGUUGGUUCCUCUCACCCACACUUUCGCAUGGAUACGGCGGUUCGUAUCAAACUCUCGCUUGACCGCUCCAAAUCGUGUCGUAGGUCCACUCACCACGAAAGAAGUGGAUGACUCGCUAAGAUGGCUGAUCGGACAAGUUCAGGAAGAAUGUUUCUCUGCUGAAAUACGUUUUCUACAACAGAACCCUGGUCCAGUCAAGAAGAAUUUUAGUUUCAAAUCCCCUUUGAAAAAGUUGAACCCGUUUUUAGAUUCUGAGGGCCUGCUGAGAGUCCAUGGCCGCUUGGAAUUGCUAGAAGCACCUUUCGAUACCCGAUACCCGAUUAUACUUCCCGCAAAACACCAUCUAACCAACUUGAUCGUCACAAAAACCCACAUCGACACCUUGCAUUCGGGACCUCAACAACUCUUGUCCACACUCCAACAAAGGUUCUGGGUCAUCCGAGGAAGAGAUGCAGCGAAACGUGUAGUGAACAAGUGCAUGGUCUGCUUCCAUUGUAGGCCGAAGCCAAUCGAACAACUAAUGGGCCCUCUACCAGCGGCGAGGGUAACUCCGUCGCGCGCAUUCGUGAAGUCCGGCGUGGACUACUGCGGUCCGUUUUUCGUUCGGCCACCGAAUCGUCGCGGAAGCUCGGUGAAAAUAUUCGUCGCGAUAUUCGUCUGUAUGGCCUCCAAGGCAGUCCAUAUCGAAAUGGUCUACAGCCUGUCGUCGGAUUCGUUCGUAAGUGCGCUCAAACGGUUCGUUUCACGUCGCGGUCGCGUGUCCGACGUGUAUUGCGAUAAUGCUCGUACUUUCGUUGGGGCAAAUCGCCAGCUCCAGGAGCACAAGCAGCAGUUUAAUGCUAUCCACCGCUCUACCGGAUUAGCAGAAAGCUGCACCGAAGCAGGGAUCAACUUCCACUUCAACCCAGCGCGUUCUCCCCACUUUGGAGGGUUGUGGGAGGCCGCCGUCAAGAUCUUCAAACAUCAUCUCUAUCGCAUCAUGAAGACUACGCUCCUUACCAUCGAAGAGUUCCAAACUCUCAUAACUCAAAUCGAGGGAAUCAUGAACUCACGGCCUCUCACAUCCUUAUCAUCUGAUCCUGCUGAUGUGGUGGCUUUAACACCGGGCCACUUUUUAGUGGGAGAGCCAUUACACUCUCUUCCUGAACCCGAUUUGAGUGACAUUCCCGUUAAUCGCCUCAACUCUUUCCAGCAUAUGCAACAGAAGGUACAACAUUUCUGGCGGGUGUGGUCUCGUGACUACAUUGGGCAGCUCCAAAGUCGUCAACGUUGGCCGUUGGUCCAACCCGACAUCCAGGUUGGAACAAUGGUACUGCUCAAGAAGGAAGCGGCUCCGCCAAUGAAGUGGCCCCUUGGUCGGAUCGAAGCCGUGUUCCCCGGCAAUGACGGCCACGUUCGAGUCGUUCAAGUCCGAACGGCUACUGGCUGCUAUCGGCGGGCCAUCACUGAAGUCUGUCCUCUGCCCAUUGAGAGCGACGCCGAGGCGAACGAAGCACCAGACGCUCCAUCUUCACCGGGUGCACUACAUGCCACCACCCCCUACGGAUGA